AUGUCUGAAAUAACAUCUUUAAUAUUUAUCUGCUGUAAUGAAUUAUUUCUUAUUGGAAGAUUCGUUUCUCAAAUUUGGCGCAUAUUUUUCGAUAAUAAACUUUCCAUGUUAUUAACUAAACUUGAAUCAAUUCACGAAAAACUGUUACGUCUGAAUGUAAAAGGGCUGAUGAAAAUAACAUAUAUGAAUUGGAUUCCUAUAGUUAUAAUGAUUGUAAAUGUGAUGUUUGGGAUUAUGGCUUCAACAGUAUGGAUGAUGAUGCAUAAACAUUUAUUUGAAAUAAAAGAUAUGGUCAUAUGUAUGAUUUUAAGUAUUUGCCACUGCAUUGUUCUUUAUGAAUAUAUACUACUAAUAUCAUACAUAAAGUGGAUGGUCUACAUAAUAAAUGAACAAAUACCGGAAAGAAAAUCGAACUUAAGUACAUUCAGAGACAUGCAUUUGGAAGUUAUAGAAUGCUUACACCAAGUCAAUAGAUCAGUAUAUGGUGUGCCGGGCUUUGUUGUUUUUAUUGCAGGAAAUGUCGCUGAAAUCAUUAUAAUUAUAUACGGACAUUUAUUGUUUCCUAGAAAUUAUAUUAAUGAUAAUUAUUUGGUAUUUUCUUUCAUAGUGAUGUUAAUGAAAACAGUCAAUAUUCUAACCAUAUACAUGAUUGGUGACGCCACGGAAAAAGAGGUAAAUCAAAUGAGUAUUGUCUUACAUCGACGAUCUGUAAUAGAAAGAAACCCUAGAAUUAAACGUCAGAUCAAGUUUUUUUUACUACGCAGAUUACACGAACACUACUAUUUCAAGGUGUAUGGAAUGUGUCAUAUUAAUCUAAGACAACUACAUAGUUUAUUAAAUAAAGCAAUUGGUUAUUUAGUAAUUCAAAUUUUGUUCAAAUUGAAUAAAAAAUAA
Messenger RNA from Macrosiphum euphorbiae (potato aphid), 894 nucleotides. The record is from the annotation of a GenBank genome assembly. Lineage: Eukaryota; Metazoa; Arthropoda; Insecta; Hemiptera; Aphididae.